AUCUAAUUGGGCUUUACUCAUAGCCCUAACGUAAAGAAUUAACCCGUAAACCCUGAUUGAGUUCACAACACUUAAACCCUAAUUCAAUAUCAAUAAAAUUACCCAAAUUGAAGUCUUAAAGCUUCUUGUAAAAUUUGUGUAAAGGGGUUCUCCUAAAGACACUAGCAGUGAAAGUUUGAUACUGAUUGGGACUGCAAAAUGUUGGAUGAGAGCAAGCUUGAUGUGGAGUUGAAGUUGUUUGCAAUUCGCAUCCCUCGGGAGAUGUGCAAGGCUGUAGGCAGAUUGCUACAUGGGUACUUGAUUGACAGACCUCGAAUCAGUCCCAUCACCAAAGAUCCAGCAAAUGAGAAAUGUCGUUAUAUUAUACUAUCAGAGAAGGUUCAGAAUCCUGAUUUAUCUGAUAUUCCAAGUGAAAAAAUUGACGAGCUGAAGAAGCUUUUUGAAGUGGAAGUAGUUCCUUAUUCAAUGACCCUUGGAUAUUCCUACUGGGGUGCAGAUCACGUGUUGAAGCAGAUUCUUCCUCCCGGGCUUACAGCACAGUCAUCAUUUGAAACCAUAGGUCACAUUGCCCAUUUGAACAUAUGCCAGGAACUACUUCCUUACAAGGAUAUUAUUGCGAAGGUCAUAUAUGAUAAAAAUUAUCCCUCUAUCCAGACGGUUGUUAAUAAAGUGGGAAGUAUUACUAACGAGUUCCGUGUACCAAAGUUUGAAGUACUAGCUGGAAAAACUGACAUGACUACCGAAGUAAAGCAGUGUGGAGCAACGUUCAAGCUUGAUUAUGGCUUGGUCUAUUGGAAUUCAAGGUUGGACCAUGAACACGGAAGGUUGAUAUCGCUAUUUCAAGCAGGGGAAACCAUAUGUGACAUGUUUGCUGGUAUUGGUCCAUUCGCUAUUCCAGCUGCAAAGAAAGGAUGCCUAGUGUAUGCAAAUGAUUUGAAUCCAGACAGUGUUAAUUAUCUGAAGAUCAAUGCCAAAAUCAACAAGGUUGAGGAUUGCGUUCAUACAUACAACAUGGAUGCUAGAAAAUUCAUUGCACAACUGAUGUCAGUUCCAACUUGCGAGACACAAUAUGUUGCUCCUUUUCCUGGGCCACUCAAUGAACUGGGCGAAGUACCAAAAGAAGAAGACAGCGGGCAGACAAAUGGCAAGGUGAAAGAAGUUUCGUGCAGUAAGUCAAUUACUUUGGACUCUGACAGAGUUGUGGGUAUGAAUGAAGAUGCAACUGUGACUACUCUUAAACGACCUUCAGAUGUUUCUGAAGAAGAAGUUGGUGUUUGUGCAGCUUCAAAGGCAAGCAAGGGAAAAAAUAAACGCAUAAAAGCUUCUGUGUCAGUCAGUACUAAACCUUGGGAGCAUGUUGAUCAUUUAAUAAUGAAUCUUCCUGCUUCUGCCCUUCAAUUUAUUGAUUCAUUCAGAGGUCUUAUCCGGAGAAAAUACUGGAAGGGCUCACUACCUUGGAUUCAUUGUUAUUGCUUCAUGAGGUCAUCUGAGACGAGAGAAUCAGUAAUAUCAGAAGCCGAGUCCGCUUUAAAGGCUAGUAUCAAAGAUCCAGUAUUUCAUAGGGUUAGAGAUGUUGCUCCAUACAAGGCUAUGUAUUGUUUAAGUUUCAAGCUGCCAGAAGAAGCCUGUAUCGGUGAAGAUGACUUGGAGAUUCCCACACCGUGCUAAUCUACAGAUCAAUAUGUAUAAGCACUUGCAGGAUCUGUCUGAAAGAAUCGCAGAUUCGGUGAUUUAACACAUAUGUUCCAUAGUUCUCUUCUUAAAUUUGAAAGGCAAAAAGCCCAAGUACAAUACGCAGUGUAAUCUGAAAUAAUCACUGAGAAACAAUUAUUCCAAUAUAUAAAAUUUUAAGUUCAUGUUA
This is a messenger RNA of Daucus carota subsp. sativus, 1861 nucleotides long. RefSeq names its product tRNA (guanine(37)-N1)-methyltransferase 1-like. The record is from RefSeq and is a predicted model, not a curated record. Gene Ontology annotation, cellular component: cytoplasm. The transcript is spliced from 12 exons. The coding region runs from base 199 to 1668 and encodes 489 amino acids. NCBI's taxonomy places the organism in Eukaryota, Viridiplantae, Streptophyta, Magnoliopsida, Apiales, Apiaceae. Gene Ontology annotation, molecular function: tRNA (guanine(37)-N1)-methyltransferase activity. Gene Ontology annotation, biological process: tRNA N1-guanine methylation.